Messenger RNA from Owenia fusiformis, 3117 nucleotides. The record is from the annotation of a GenBank genome assembly. NCBI's taxonomy places the organism in Eukaryota, Metazoa, Annelida, Polychaeta, Sabellida, Oweniidae.
GGAUAACUGGAUUGUCUAGCUUCAAGUUCUACAUAAGAAAGUAUUAGCAUGGGAGCAGUUUGUGGAAUAGGCAGUACAAUUGCUGAGAAGGCUCAUGAUAAGCCUGUGAGAAACCCAAAUAAGGAUAGAAUCAGAGUAACAAGUCCAUCAUUUUCCUGGCCAAAUUUACAAAGAAUAAACAAAGAACAAAAUCAAAAUUUUGAAGAGAGUUCUGGAUAUACUUUGAGGAGGAAUGAGUUACACUCACAUCUUUCAAUCACUGCCAAAUUACUUCCACCAAAUAUUGAUUUUAUAUUGCCAAAGAAAUUUCUGAAAAGCAAACUGAUAAAGGACAUACACCAUUACCCAGUGAUAAAGGUGCUAUAUAGGGCAAAGAGAAUAUCUGAUACUUACGCUGGAUAUGAAAUUAUGGACCCUUUGAUUGAUUGGGGUAAUAUAGCUGUAAGAAAACAAGUUCCCUCUGUUAUGCCAUCUAAGUUAUCUGGAUCCUUCAGCAUAUUUGCACUGUUAGAGAAAGAGGAGCGUGCUAUACCUAACACAGUAAAGCUACAUGCUCUCAACAAUGGAACACAGAUUUCUCUCUCUGCUGAUAUAAGUAUUCACAGCCAGCUGCCAGACCUGGUGUAUAUUCCUUUGAUUAAAAGGAUUGGACAAGAACAGAGCAGACUUUCCCAGCCAUUGGUAACAUCUUAUACUCAACCAUGCAUGAGUUCAAGGAGUCAGAGUAAAGGAAAUGAUGAUGAUGAGCAUAAGGAGGGGAAGCAAAGUGUAAGCAGCAGCAUAGAUUCAGCAUAUGAUAGUAGGUCAAGCUUAACAACAAAUGCAGGAUCUGUGAAGCAGAAAAGGAGCAAAAUACAAAAAGCAGGGAGCCACCAGGUUCCGCCAGUUGAUGAGGAAGAUGAGACACACACACCUGAGAAUGUCAUAAAGGAGUCGACAAAGAAGCCCAAGCGUAAAGACACACCAGGACCAAAAUCUUUCACCAAAAACAAACUUCAACUGAAACAAGCAGCAAGUGCAGUUCUAGCUGUGUCAGAAUCAAAAGAUAGAUUUAAAUAUACUCAAGAAGCUAAAGGAAACAUCAACAGUGAGGCUGGGACUGUUGUUCCUGAGACUGAUCAUACCAUACAAGAUGAUGAAUGGGAAGUUAAAGAUAAGAAUUCAAAGGGAGACAAAUUUGCAGUGAAUGAAAAUUUGGAAUCGAGCCUUUGGGAAAAGGACAAAACAGUGCUGCCAUCUGUUCAAGAAGAUGAGGAGAACAUUGAUAAAGAAGUAGAAGAAAAUGUGCCUUUAAAUAGCCCACGUCUACAAUAUAUUACUACACGUGCAACACCAGCCAUUCAGGAAAACUCUAAUGUGCAAGCUCUUAAUUCACAAAAACAAGGUGUACAGAUUGACGAACAUGACAUAGCAGCGAAUGAAAAUUCAGGUGAAACAAGAGAAGAGAACAUUGAGGGACCCACAGAGGAGAAAGAGGACAUUAUUAAGAAGAAGACAUCUGAUAUAACUGCAGAUCCUGAACAAGAUAGUAACAUGGAUGACAUCAACAACAGGAUGAAUGAAGAUAAUAAUGGAGAUACCUAUAUUUCUGAAAAUGUAAAUAACAUUGCUACAAUUGUUAUCCACAAAUGUGCCUCAAAUAAUGAUGUUAAUGAAAUUGAUAAAUGCCACGACAAUGAUGAAACAAAGACUGGGAUGGCUAAAGAAAUUGAAUGCUCAAACAAAGAUGACAUUCCAGAUGAACUCACAAAGAGCAAACCCUCUUGUGAAGCAGACAUAACUACAACAGAGGCUUCUCCUGAAAAGGAACGCAAGGCAAGAUUUUCACGUCAUGAUAGUAUUGAAGAACAAACUAUAAGGAAAAAUUUGACAUCAGAGGAUGAAUCUCAGUUAGAGGAAUCUGUUAGUUAUAAUAACAGUAACCCAAGACGUAGUAUUCCUGAUGACCAAUUAUUGCAGCCAGAACUAGAUGCAAGUCUGCGAGGGGAGCCUCUGUCACGAUCUCUUCCCUCUCUACACGAUCCUCCAGUCAAUGACAUGAGUGACUUGGAUGUAUCAGAUCAAGUGCAGCAUCUGAUUUCUUAUGAAAAACGCCGUCAUCUACCAAAGGGAAUAUUUCGAAAAGACACUCCUAAAGCUACAGAUAGAGGUCGCUAUGAAAGAGGAUUUUUACGUCAUUUACGCUCUAAUGCAGUGUGUGUUGAUGAGGAUGGUAAAAGUGAGGAGCCAACAAUUUUAACUGACGAACAAUUAUUGGUGAAUGUAUCAUCUGAAAGUUCCUGUGACACGAACAAUGGAUUAACAGAUGAAGCUAUUAAGACAUAUCAGUACAGAAUAGAUAACGAAAUGAGUGAAAUACUUGGAAAAGCCACGAAGGAUAUGGAAAAUACAAAAAUGGAUGAUGUUAAUAGAGAUACGCCUUCUCCUGAUAAGGCUGUUAGGUUUUCAGUUUCGGAUGGUACUCCAUCGCAAACAACAGUAUUGCCAAAGAAGACAAAGCUGUUGAAACGUAAACCUACUCCCGCUAGGUUACCUAUGAUGGAGAGAAUAAAAAUGAAGGAUGGCACAGAGACUAUAGUAUGCGAAGAACUAGAAGAGGAAGGGGAUCCAACAAACAGUGAAGAUCAAUCUGAAAAUGAACUCCAACAAUCUGGUAAUAAUCCUAACAUAGAUGAACAGGUAGAAAUAGAAGAACAGAAUCACGUGGAUGACAAAUCUGAUGCACCAUCUGAUAGGACCUAAAUACAGUGAGAUAAUAGGGCAUCCUGCAAUAUUUAGCAACAACAUGUUGUGGAUAAUAUUACAAACUCACGAAUCAAAGUAUUAACAAUGUAUUAAUGACUGGUUUGAAUUGCAUUGUACAGUGUAUCGCUGUUCUAUGACUAAAAGUAUCUGAUUCGCCCCAUUAGGAUAUGAGUAUAAAUUAGAUAAAGUGUACAAAUGAAUUGAAUCUAUGAAAAUGAGAAUAGAGUUUUGUUGCGGUGAAUGGAUGAAACAUUGAGAAGUACUUCUAACAGAAGUGGCCUGUCAAGAGUUGAUGGAUUGAAAUGUCACUUUGAACUUCAUUAUCUGACUGUAGAAUUAUAUGUGUGUACUAUUUAAGUAGGAAAAUGCUUU